Molecule: messenger RNA, 2613 nt
Organism: Colletotrichum truncatum
Lineage: Eukaryota; Fungi; Ascomycota; Sordariomycetes; Glomerellales; Glomerellaceae
Product: striatin pro11
Molecular function (GO): protein binding
Source: RefSeq, a predicted model, not a curated record
AUGAGCUGGCAGGUGGUCUCGGGUAUGGGGACGAACGUUGGAAACGGCAUGGGCGGGCCUGGAGGAAACGAGAUGGGCGGCGCGAUGCAGGGCAACGGCUCUGGCCAGCCACAUGCGACCGAGUAUACGCUACAGGGCGUUAUGCGAUUCCUCCAGACCGAAUGGCACCGUCACGAACGCGACAGGAAUGCGUGGGAGAUUGAGCGUCAAGAGAUGAAGGCGAGGAUAGCUGCCCUCGAAGGCCAAGCGAGACGCGCAGACGCCACGCAAAAGGCUCUGAAGAAAUACGUUACUAUCCUCGAGAAGAAGGUCAAGGACCAGUCGGCGCAACUAAAGGGAGGAUCCAAGUCUGAAGAGGCUGCGAAGGCUGAGAAGGACCGCGCAGCCCUGAUUCAGGAGAAGCUUCGACCUUCGAGCAAGAAACCAACCAAUGUCGACGGCAACGAGAUCGAUAUUGAGAAGGGUGACGAUGAGGCACAGCGGGCCGAUCUCAAGUCAUUCUUGGACCAGUGCCAGGCCGAGUUUACCUAUCUGAUGAUCACGCCAGCCAACCCUCUACCUCCUCGCGAUUCACCUCCGCUCCCGAUACUUGAAGACCUACGCGAAGGCGAACCUUUCGGUAUGCCAGGCGGAAAGCCCUUCCAGGAGCCGCCGUUUCCUUUCGCAUCAUCUUCUCUUGUGCCGCAGAACCACGUCCGAGAGGCCAACCGUCCACCACCUGCCCCCAACCACGCUCCACCGAUGCAACGCAGCCAACAUGGGAAUUUACCCAUGAGACCGGCCGAACAACAACAGCAGCAGCAGCAGCAGCAACAACAACAACAAUAUCAACAACUUCAGCAGCAGCAGCAACAGCAACAGCAGCAACCACAACAACAGCAACAGAUGCCGCCUCUGAACUCUGAGCCCGUACCUCCUGUUAUGUACGCUGCCGGUAACGAAUGGCCGCAGCCAACGUCGGUGACCGCCCGCAUGCUGGAUGACAACAUGCAGCAGCGACCUAGCCAUGCUGUUGAGUCUGUCAGUAGUGUAGAGCCUACUGAGGAGUCUCAACCAAGCCGCGCCCCUCCUGAAUCUGAUGCAUGGGAGUUUCCCGACAACACAAACUCCGAGUCAAACCCCUCGCAACCUCUUCAGCAAGUUACCAACCGGCCUGAUACCGAUGCCUUCCCCACCGCGGACAACCUUCCCAAGUCGCCCAACCGAGCCCCGGCCUCUCACCGUCGCAAAGGAUCGAUGUCGAGAAGGCGUAGCUCUGAGCACGAGUUAUCCCUAAACGCAGCCGCUCAAAAGGCGGAGACUGGCAACUUCAAGUUGCGGUUCGGACUGCGGGGCCACUUGGAUACGGUGCGCACAGUGAUCUUUUCCGGAGGUGGCAGUCCUGGUGAGCCUGAGAUUUGCACCGCCGGUGACGACGGCAUGAUCAAGCGCUUCCACAUUCCCCGUGCUGAUAGCCACGGCCAGACAAAUGCCGCCUCCGACCUUGACGUAACAGCCAACUUCUCUCACCGCGGUCACGCCGGCGCGGUUCUGUGCCUGGCUUCCUGGUCGCCUUCCCCCAACUUUUCGACUGGCGGACGUGCUCAGGGCGAUGGCUGGAUCUUCUCUGGCGGUCAAGAUGCUACUAUCAGGGUAUGGGAGCGGGGCAGAGUCGACCCCAAAGCCACCCUCGAAGGUCACACCGAUGCCGUCUGGGCUCUGUGCGUCCUCCCGACGACUCUGGGUGCCGUCUUUGGACAAAACAACCAAUACGGCAGCCCCGACCGCAUCAUGCUCGUCUCUGGAGGUGCCGACGGCUCUGUCCGCCUGUGGGCCGUCAGCGCGCCGCCUCAGCUGACUAGUCCCCAGCCUGGCACGAACAGAGCCGCGCCUACAGGUAGCAGAGGCCGCGUACGCGGCAACUCCAUGAGCUCCGGCAGCGCUUUCUCAAGCACACCACAGCCCAACAUGGCGUCUAGCUCUCCGUUCAACCACAUGCUUGUGCACAACAUCAAGAGGACUGACGGGUCUGACGCCAGCCCUACUUGCAUCACACCGCUCAGCCCCAACGGCGAGUCCUUCGUCGUCUCCUACUCGGAUGCAUCCAUUCUCGUCUACGACACGAGGACGGGUGAGCAGACGGGAAGCAUGGACAGCUUGGAGACGUACGACGGCACGGUCAACACCAGCGUCAAUGCCGUGGUAGCGACAACCGUUGCGUUAGAGCAGUCCCAAGGCGGCAUGUCCGAGGAGGACAGCGGCGCCGGUGGCGGACCUACGGGCGGCGGCAGGUCGAUGGCGGGCUCGGGCGUAGAAGGCGUCAUUAUCUCUGGACACGAGGAUCGGUUCGUGCGAUUCUUCGAUGCCAACAGCGGACAAUGCACAUACAACAUGCUCGCGCAUCCCGCAUCGAUCUCGAGCCUUUCUCUCAGUCCAGACGGGCGUGAACUCAUUAGUGCAGGUCACGACGCGUCGCUGCGGUUCUGGAGUCUCGAGAAGCGAUCCUGCACGCAGGAGAUUACGAGCCACCGCAUCAUGCGGGGUGAGGGAGUCUGUUCGGUCGUCUGGAGCCAGGACGGCAAGUGGGUGGUCAGCGGCGGCGGCGACGGCGUCGUCAAGGUGUUUGCGCGGUAG